This is a messenger RNA of Cercopithifilaria johnstoni, 3249 nucleotides long. The record is from the annotation of a GenBank genome assembly. Lineage: Eukaryota; Metazoa; Nematoda; Chromadorea; Rhabditida; Onchocercidae.
AUGUCUUCUGGAUCAUUUCCUUUUGUAAUUCCGGAAAGUUUGCGGCCAAAAAAGGCAUCAAAUUCAUCGAAAUUAGUCGCUCCAACGCGGAAACCCUAUACUCCACCAAGACGUAAAGGAUACAACGAUCUGGAUGAUCCACUUGAUCUGUCUUCAUCAUCAUCUUCACAAUUCAAGCGUUCAGUGGAUGUAAGGGUUGCAAGCGGUCGACAUUCUGUGGCACGAGCCGCACGUGUUGUCCGAAAAAGAAAUUCAUCAACGCAACAUGCUCUAAAUAUUUCACAAGAUUUGCCUUCAACAAGCACAAAACCAUCACAUUUUGGAAAUGUACAGUUUGGGAAACGUUUAAAGGCAUCACUUCGUGGUACCUUACAUAGUGGUGUCGAUAACAGAUUCAGCGGCAUAAUGCGAGCAGUCGAACCAUCAAAGUCCUGGGUGCGUGAAUCAACUGUCAAGGAAGAAAAUACGCCAAAGGAACGGCAUAUUGAAAAUUCAAAGCUAGAAUCGGUCACUGAAAAAGUGCUGCUGCCUAAGAGUGCAAUUGCACGGCAGCUAAAGCGUAUGAUUGGACGAGUUUGUGAAACUGACUUUGAUAAAUAUCAGUUGCUAGAUGAACGUGAUCGUUUGAUGCAUAAAAGACGUUUGAAAAGUACCGAUGUUGACAAUGCAACUGUUAUGCAGGGUUCUUGCCGCGAUAUGUGUCCCGAAAAAGAACGCUAUAUGAGAGUUGUUCAAAAACGUCUUAGUAUGUAUGAAUGUCAUGAUGAUGGUAGUAUUGCGCCGGAACUGGCCGUGAAAGAAUAUAGUAGAAGUGCAGCUGAUCAAGAGGAGCCACUACCUCACGAGCUUAGACCCGCAGAUGUCCUUCAGCGAACGAUGAAUUAUCUUAUCGGGAAAAUUGCUAAUCAUGUUCCAGAAACAGAUGAAGAAUUGGCACAGUGGUAUGAUUUUAUGUGGAAUCGAACGCGGGCUAUCCGAAAGGACAUAACACAGCAAAUGAUGGUUAACGAAACUGCUGUUAUCUUAAUCGAACAGUGUGUCAGACUGCAUAUCUUUGCAUCCCAUCGCCUUUGUGAAUUGAAUUUCAAUGAAUUCGAUCAAAAAAUGAAUACAGAAAAUUUAUCUAAGAGCCUGCAAAGCUUACGUUAUUUGUAUGACGAUUUGGCUAAGAAAGGAAUCUUUUAUACCAGUGAAGCAGAAUUUCGAGCUUACGAAAUUAUGCUUAAUCUUUCGGAUUCCAAUGUAUUCCGGCAAGCAUUGACAUAUCGGAGAGAAAUUCUGGAAUCAAGUUCUGUCCGAUUAGCGAUUCGUCUAUUUACCUGUUUACAAAAUCAAAAUUAUGUUCGCUUUUUCCGAUUGUUGAAGAACGACGCCACUUAUUUACAGUGUUGCCUUUGUCACCGAUUUUUCAAUCGUAUGCGUCAUCAGGCAAUGUAUACUAUAUCACGCUCAGUUCACAUAAUGGGAAAGUAUCCGCUGAAUAAAUUCGUCCAGCUAUUAGGAUUUGACGAUCGUGACGCAUCGUUGCAAUUUUUGGGUUGCUAUAAUGUUCGUAGCAAUAAUGAUAUGGAUACCGGUGAAGAACUGAUGCAUAUAUCAAAGACUCGACUAAUUGAUCCAAUUGAAGAACCUCCAACAAAGAUUCAUUUGUGGAUUGAGGCGAAACGUGAUGGAUAUUCAAUUCCAGAAGUGUUAAGCGGUUGUCAAGAUGUUGAAGUUGAAGUUAUCACUCCAUUAAAUUCGUUUGACAAAAAUGGCGCAUACGUAUUUGAUAUUGUUCUCGAUAACUAUAUCAGCGAAAAUGGAGGAGAGCAAUUAGUUACCGAUGAGGAUGAGCCUGUAACUUUUGCAUUUACUUUGCCAACAUCACAAAAGGAAAAUAAUGUUACUGUGUUGGUUGAGAAGUUAGCAGAUGAGAUCAUCGAAGGAGAAAUUAUGAGGUUAUGCAAUCUAACAUAUAGGAAAUCACUAGCUCAUUCGCUCACCACUGCACUGUAUGAUAGUAUCUUGGAGGAUUGUUUGAAGCCACGUUGUCAGGAGGUAAUGAUCGCCGCAAAACUGUUACACCGACGUAAGCUAGCCGCUAAUGUAGCUAAGAAAAGAGAGGAUGAAAUUCGAUCCUUGCUUGAUUCCCUAAACGAAUUAGUCUUUCGUGAAGUUAUUGACAAAUUUAUUCGCGAUAUCAGUAAAAAAUGGAUAAUAAAGUACCAGCGGAUACAGGACGAAGCACUUAUAGAGAAUAUUGGAAAAAGCUUCCUGCAUGAUUUGGUAAUAGAGGUGGUAUCCGAAACGGUCAAGAAAAUAGGAGAAAGUGAGAUAGAAGAAAGUGUAAAUUACGUGAAAAAACGUUUGAAGGAUAUAAAUGAUCGGCUGAAUAAGUUAUGGCUGAAACAAUUCGUAGAUCAUUGGCGUGGACAGGUAGCUUAUAAAAAAGAACAAGAGCGAAAGAAGCUGGAAUUAUUAGGAUCAUUCCCUAUCAUAUUACCAGCUAAAUCUGGAUUAAGUUUUCGUCGACGAGAUGGUCAUCCAUUGGAUAAAACAUUUAUCGAUUGCAGUUUCCUGCUUUCUGAACAGAAAAUAAACGCUUUAACUGAAAAAAGGUAUAGAAGAAUAGCACGAAAAGUACUGGCAAAGUGGCGUUCAUGGACUCAGUUCCAAAUAGAAAGAAGAGAGUUUUUCACUACUACGUAUACAUCUUUACCGUUGAAACGGAAAAGGCUGCACAAUAACAAUAAUGAUAUUAUCUCAAAAGAACAGGAAGAUGAGAUUCGUUUAGCAGUAGCACUUGCUGAUGUUGAAUGUGGACGAUUGAAACCAUUUUGGACAACCAGUCAAAUUCAUAAUGACUUGGAAGGUGAACGACAAUUAUCUUGGUAUGAAUCACUAACUCAACGAUCUUCAAUAUUAUUGGACUAUUUCGAUGAAAAAACACUUGAGAAAGGAGUAGAGAUAGCGGAGCGAAAUAUUCAACGUAUCGAUUGUUCAAGGAGAUCGACGAAUAAUAAUAAUUGUCAUGGGUAUAGUGGAAGUUUAAAUAGCCUAACAUGCAGUUUUGGUCAACAACAAAAUAAUAAGAAAACUAAUGAAUUCAGUGAACAAAAUUCAAGAAAAAGAGAAUGCAAAAAUUUGAAGCACCUGGAGAAACGACUGGAAGAUUUUACCAAAGAGCUGGAUCAUACAUUCAAGGGCAUAGAACAAAGGAAUCAACGAUAUGAUGAAAUUCUCAGCUCAUUGAGCUGUGAUGAAUAA